This is a messenger RNA of Lathyrus oleraceus (garden pea), 2009 nucleotides long. RefSeq lists its product as uncharacterized. The record is from RefSeq and is a predicted model, not a curated record. Gene Ontology annotation, biological process: generation of catalytic spliceosome for second transesterification step. NCBI's taxonomy places the organism in Eukaryota, Viridiplantae, Streptophyta, Magnoliopsida, Fabales, Fabaceae. The transcript has 2 exons. The coding region runs from base 148 to 1059 and encodes 303 amino acids.
GAAGGAGGGGGUUAGUGAAGCAGCAACAAUUUGGUUAACAAACGCUAAACUCCUUCCUCCUAUCUGAGAACAAGAGGAAACCCUAUUUCAAAACCUCUACGCUGAAUUUGCAGUGUUUUCCAAUUUUCCAUUCAGAAGAAAUCGAAAAUGGCUCGUAAUGAAGAGAAAGCUCAAUCCAUGCUCAACCGUUUCAUCACCAUGAAAGCGGAAGAGAAGAAGAAACCAAAGGAACGCCGUCCUUUUCUUGCCUCAGAGUGCCGUGACCUCAACGAAGCAGACAAAUGGCGUCAACAGAUUAUGCGUGAAAUCGGUCGUAAAGUCGCCGAGAUCCAAAACGAAGGUCUCGGCGAACACCGACUCCGUGACCUCAAUGACGAAAUCAAUAAACUCAUCCGCGAGAAGGUUCAUUGGGAGCGGCGAAUUGUCGAACUCGGCGGUCCCAAUUACGCUCGACAUUCUGCCAAGAUGACGGAUCUCGACGGAAAUAUUGUAGAUGUACCAAACCCUAGCGGCCGUGGUCCUGGCUACCGAUACUUUGGUGCUGCGAAGAAGCUCCCCGGAGUACGUGAGCUGUUUGAGAAACCUCCGGAGCUUCGCAAACGAAGAACUCGAUAUGACAUCUAUAAACGAAUCAAUGCAGCUUAUUAUGGUUACCGGGACGAUGAGGAUGGUAUUCUUGAACCCCUUGAGGCGGCUGCUGAGAAGGAUAUGCAACGUGAAGCGGACGAAGAGUGGCACCGGCUUGAUAUGAUAAGGAAAGAGGCUAGGAAGGCUGUUCGAAGUGGGGAGGUUGCUGAGGUUACAACUGCUGCUAGGGAGAUACUUCAUGAGGAGGAGGAAGAUGUGGUGGAGGAGGAGAGGAUGAAGGAGAGGGAGAUGAGGGAUAAGUCGGAUAUGAAAGAGAGGGAAUUCAUUGUUCACGUGCCGUUGCCUGAUGAAAAGGAGAUUGAGAAGAUGGUGUUGCAGAAGAAGAAGACGGAUUUGUUGAAUAAGUAUGUUAGUGAUGUUCUCAUGGAGGAGCAGACUGAAGCUAAAGACUUGCUUAACAUUCAUCGCUAGCUAGGUUAAGGUCUGUGUAAUCCACAUACAUUCUUUAUUUCCCAAAGGCUUUCUUGACUAGCACAACGUUAGAAAGUCAUUUAGUAUAUUUUGCUUUGAAGAUAAAGUUGAUGUCCAUAGACCUUGAAACGUUUUGGUUAGUAGCUUCAACCUUCUCCAAGGACUAUCUCUUUCUCUAGUGGGAUAUGUACCAGGCAUCAAGAUUGACAUUCAACUGGUGGAAAACAAUGACCAGAUCAAUAUCAAGCAUCUCAUCAGGGGAUAUGGCAAAAGGAUAUGCAUCAACUCUUAGACAUUCGACCAAUGUUUCCCUUACUCUUGUUGGAAAAUUGGCCUUUAUCUUCACUAAUCGGACAAGGUUGGUGUCGAGUUGGAUGGCCUCAAAUUCAUCGUCUAGAACAAAUCUCUUAUAGUGGAAGUCUGGUAGCUUGAUCACCUCUAAGGGUGACAAGGAUCUUUAGUGGAAGUCCAACGAUGUAAUCACCUCCAAGGGUGGCAAGGAUCUUUCAAUGGAAGCUCAACAAUGCAAUCACCUCCAAGGGCGACAAGGAUCUUCUAGUGGAAGUCCAACAAUGUAAUCACCUCCUAGAGAAGCAAGAACCUUCAAGUGGUAUUCCAACAAUGUAACCACCUUUGAGGACGUCAAUGAUCUUCUAGUGGAAGUCCACUAAUGCAACCACCUCCAAGGGCGACAAGGGUUUUGGAGUGGAAGUCCACCAAUGUAAUCACCUCUAAGGGCAACUGUGAGAAAACUUGCAAGGGGUAGAUUUCGUCAUCAUUUAUACUCACGCAUGACUGUUGGUCAUUAGUAUGCUUUUUUAUUUAGCUAUUAAUAAUAUUGUGGGUUGCUUUCAUUGUAUCUCAUCUCUUACUCAAAGACAUGAGAUCAGUUAUAUCACUUAAUAUGCGAUUUUUUGCACUAUUAAAUACACCAAUAUUAAGUUUCAACA